This is a messenger RNA of Durio zibethinus, 608 nucleotides long. RefSeq lists its product as uncharacterized. The record is from RefSeq and is a predicted model, not a curated record. Gene Ontology annotation, cellular component: chloroplast thylakoid. Lineage: Eukaryota; Viridiplantae; Streptophyta; Magnoliopsida; Malvales; Malvaceae.
CACGAUUUUGAUUUCGAAAGAAAGAUCAGCCCUGUGAAGGAAAGAAAGCAAAAUGGCAUCCACAAGUUCGCCACCUGUCCUCCACUCCUUCUCAAUCCGCUGUGUGCGCAAUGCGCACCCUGGACUAUCUGCCAAGGCGCCGCUGGUUUCUCUCCCGAACCGGAGACAGCUUCUGUUCUUUCUGACAACAACGACGGCAUUCACAGUUAAAGAACCGGUGUCGAAUGCGGAGGAUAUUCCGUUGUUCGGUUUAAGGAAGAAGUUAAAGAGCGCAGAGGAGGAAGCGGUGGAGAUCGUGAAGGAAGGGUUCGAGACGGCGGAGAAAGGGCUGGAGACAGCGGAAAGAGGGAUCGUUACGGUGGAGAAAGGGUUGAAGAUGGCGGAGAAGGAGAUCGAAACAGCGGAAAAGGAGAUUGAAAGUGCUGUUAGUUUUGGCGCGUUUGCUCAGGCGGGUGCUGUGGCGGGAGCCGAGUUUCUGGGCGUUGUGGUGGCUACUUCUAUUGUUAAUGGAAUUUUAGGGCCUGAGUCCAAAAAAUCUUGAUUUUCUUGUAUGUUUAAUUUGGUUUAAGUAUUUUUGAUAAUCAUAUUUGUUAUUUAUUCUUGUUUUA